Molecule: messenger RNA, 1336 nt
Organism: Linum trigynum
Lineage: Eukaryota; Viridiplantae; Streptophyta; Magnoliopsida; Malpighiales; Linaceae
Source: the annotation of a GenBank genome assembly
CCACAACAAUUACAAUUCUUUCUCCCUCAAUUUAUCCGCUGUAGUCUCGUUCUAAGUAUGCUCUGUGGUUGCGGCUAAGUCCGAUCUUCCACAUAAGAAAGAAUUACUAGAGUUUAACCCUAAAGCCCCCGUCCCGCUAAGCUCCCGUCCCUUACAAACCCAAACUCGUCGAACCUCUGUCCGGCUUCUGCCAAAAAAUGGACGAAGAGGCUCUUCGUGUAGGUUUUUGGUUUUUAUUUUUAAUCAAAACAAUUUGAUUUUGUGAUUUUUUUUUAUCAAAAUAAUCUCUGAUUUCAUUACUUUUUUUUAUAGAUGGGUGCCGAGAUAUACGAUCGUCGAUUGUAUAUCCAUUAUGGGCCAAGAGAUAUGAGACUCUUAACCGAUCAAGAAGCUCAUCGCUCCCGUGCUAUUUGGGAUAACAAUCCGGUAAUUUGAUGAUUUAUUUGCUUUAUUUUACUAUUUUCUAAGGUUUUAUUUUGCUUUAUUUUAACUAACAAAUUGAUGUUUUCCCUAUUUUUUGAAGGAAUCACUUAUUCCCGUCGUUCAUAAAGGGACCACAAACUUGCCCGCUUGGCAUCCACGGUUGGCGCCCUAUAUAGAGAGGACCGGGUUGGGUAUGUUGCGCCAUUUCAUGCGGAUCGAAAUCGACAACGAUCUGCUUACGACAAUGGCGGAGCGAUGGCGUCUCGAAACCCAUACGUUCCACCUUCCGGAGGGGAAAAUGACGAUCACCCUCAAAGACGUGGCGAUCCUCACCAAGCUGCCGAUUUCUGGAGAUGCCAUCAUUGGUGCCACUACCAAACCCGAAGGAGGUUGGGGGCCGCUCAUUCGUGAUCGUUUGGGAUUUGACAUGCCGACCACCACACCAAUUCAAGGACGGGGGCAUCCACCGUUGAAUGCGGGACAAGUAUCGGUCCCGUGGCUGGUAUCUCACAUCCAAAAUGAGGUGGAAAUCAAUGACGAGACUCUGGAAGAUCAAGUGGAGCGCUAUGCACGCAUCUACCUCAUUGGUUUGGUGGGUGGAUUUCUGUUCCCCGACAAGUCAAAUCGGUGGAUUCAAGGCAUAUGGUUUCCAUUUCUCACUGGUGACUGGGACGCAAUCGGGGAAAAGAGUUGGGGAUCAGCCGUGUUAGAUGGCCUAUACCGGUAGCUGUGCACUUGCUCGAAGGUGGUAGCAAAACAAGCUAGUGCUGCGAUGUUCAUCCUACAGUUGUGGGUAUGGGAGCAUCUUCCAAUGUUCGCACCUCUAGACCCACGUCCAUACCGGAGAGCCGAUGAUGAGCUACACUUUCUGCAAAAUCCCCCCUACGAUGUCAAGUAAAUUUUUUCCGUACUU